Molecule: messenger RNA, 2369 nt
Organism: Neofelis nebulosa (Clouded leopard)
Lineage: Eukaryota; Metazoa; Chordata; Mammalia; Carnivora; Felidae
Gene: FBXL7
Product: F-box and leucine rich repeat protein 7
Exons: 5
Coding region: 693-2189 (498 amino acids)
Biological process (GO): SCF-dependent proteasomal ubiquitin-dependent protein catabolic process
Cellular component (GO): SCF ubiquitin ligase complex
Molecular function (GO): protein binding
Source: RefSeq, a predicted model, not a curated record
GCGAGAGGAGGCGCCUGGCGCUAACAAAAGUCCGGCCCGCGGGCGAGCGGCGCCGGGUCGCGAGUCUCUGCUCGCUCGGGGCACCCGCAACAAGUGGCCGCCGCGCCCUCCCCGGGGAAGCCGCGGGCGCGCAGGGGCGCCGGGAGGAGGCGGCCGAGCCGGGGGAGCCCCGGCCGCCCGCGCGGCUCAGCGCCCACCGCAGAGGGAUCGGGGCGGGCGGAUGGGGACCCGGCGGCGGCGGCGCGGCGAGCCUCUGGGCGGCCCCGGGGCGCGGGCUCUCCGCGGCGCGGCGCCCGCUGGCCCGGAACGCGGAUUCUAAGAGCGGCGGCCGCCCCCGGCCCCACCCGGAGCCAUCGGGGGUGCCAGGCGGGGACGCAGCGCCCCCUCCCACCGGAGUGCAAGGGGCCGCCCCCGGCCGGAGCCUGGCCCCGGAGCGUGGGGUAUGCGCAGCUAACGGUCCCGUCGGGCGGGCUUUCCUCUGGCGGAGCGCGCAGGCGGUGCGCCCCAGCUAUGGAGUGUCCGGGGAGACGGCGGGCAUGACGGCGGCAGGAUGGGCGCGAACAAUGGCAAACAGUACGGCAGUGAGGGUACAUUAGGUGACGUGGUCGAGCAGACGACAUUUGGACGAAAUUUGUGUGAAUGGAAUCACGCUGGAGAUGACCUAAAGGAGAAGGGUGUUCUGAGCGUUUUGGAUGAGAUGUCCCCUGCCACUUGCCAUAUGGUUUAGCGGCUGCCCUCAGAUGCCAACAGGCAAAGGCAGCUCAAGCAUCUCAUCCGACGUGAGUUCAAGUACAGAUCACACGCCGACCCAAGCCCAGAAGAAUGUGGCUACCAGUGAAGACUCCGACCUGAGCAUGCGCACCCUGAGCACGCCCAGCCCGGCCCUGAUAUGUCCACCGACCCUGCCCGGAUUUCAGAAUGGAAGGGGCUCGUCCACCUCGUCGUCGUCCAUCACCGGGGAGACGGUGGCCAUGGUCCACUCCCCGCCCCCGACCCGCCUCACCCACCCGCUCAUCCGGCUCGCCUCCCGACCCCAGAAGGAGCAGGCCAGCAUCGAGCGCCUCCCGGACCAGGCCAUGGUGCAGAUCUUCUCCUUCCUGCCCACCAACCAGCUGUGCCGCUGCGCGCGCGUGUGCCGCCGCUGGUACAACCUGGCCUGGGACCCGCGGCUCUGGAGGACUAUCCGCCUGACGGGCGAGACCAUCAACGUGGACCGCGCCCUCAAGGUGCUGACCCGCAGGCUCUGCCAGGACACACCCAACGUCUGUCUCAUGCUGGAAACCGUAACUGUCAGUGGCUGCAGGCGGCUCACGGACCGAGGGCUUUACACCAUCGCCCAGUGCUGCCCGGAACUGCGGCGCCUGGAGGUCUCGGGCUGUUACAACAUCUCCAACGAGGCGGUCUUCGACGUGGUGUCCCUGUGCCCCAACCUGGAGCACCUGGAUGUGUCAGGGUGCUCCAAAGUGACCUGCAUCAGCUUGACCCGGGAGGCCUCCAUUAAACUGUCCCCCUUGCACGGCAAACAGAUUUCCAUCCGCUACCUGGACAUGACGGACUGCUUCGUGCUGGAGGACGAGGGCCUGCACACGAUCGCCGCGCACUGCACGCAGCUCACCCACCUGUACCUGCGCCGCUGCGUGCGCCUCACCGACGAGGGCCUGCGCUACUUGAUGGUCUACUGCGCCUCCAUCAAGGAGCUGAGCGUCAGCGACUGCCGCUUCGUCAGCGACUUCGGCCUGCGCGAGAUCGCCAAGCUGGAGUCGCGCCUGCGGUACCUCAGCAUCGCCCACUGCGGCCGCGUCACCGACGUGGGCAUCCGCUACGUGGCCAAGUACUGCGGCAAGCUGCGCUACCUCAACGCCCGGGGCUGCGAGGGCCUCACGGACCACGGCGUGGAGUACCUCGCCAAGAACUGCGCCAAGCUCAAGUCCCUGGACAUCGGCAAGUGCCCGCUGGUGUCCGACACGGGCCUGGAGUGCCUGGCCCUGAACUGCUUCAACCUCAAGCGGCUCAGCCUCAAGUCCUGCGAGAGCAUCACGGGCCAGGGCCUGCAGAUCGUGGCGGCCAACUGCUUCGACCUGCAGAUGCUCAACGUCCAGGACUGCGAGGUGUCCGUGGAGGCCCUGCGCUUCGUGAAGCGCCACUGCAAGCGCUGCGUCAUCGAGCACACCAACCCCGCCUUCUUCUGAGCGCGCGUGGCGCGCGCCGCACGGACCCCACGAACCCCUUUCUAGAAAGCAGCGUAUGUAAGCACCGACCGCCGCUCGCUCGUAACGGCUCUUUCUUCCUGGAAGGUUCUUAGGCAUCCGGCUUUUCUUUCUCCCUAUGUCUGGCGGGCCCACAGGGGUCAAGGGAAGGAAGGGGGAGGG